UAAUAAAAUAAAGACCAUCGAUCAUCACCCGGGAAAAAAUAUUGAAGGAGAAGGCACGGCACGUACGUACACGGAGAAUCAAUAAUAACAUGUCGUGGUUGAGAUCGGCGGUGCACAAAGCAGUCGAAGUCGGCGGGCAGAACCCCAUCACCCGCACCGUUCGCGGUUACGCCGGUUCCGUCGUCCUCACCGCCGGCAAUGCCGUCUCCGGAGGCGCCAAACUGAUCCAGGAUCGCAUCGGAUCGAGGAACGUGAAGAGCUUUAGCCUCGCGGUGAAGAGAUUAGAGGAGGUCUCGGUUUCUUCCAGAGGCGGCGAGAGAGUGCAGUUGUUGAGAAGGUGGCUUGUCGCUCUUAGAGAGAUCGAGAGGAUGACGUCGUCAGAGAAUGUAGAAGAUCAGAACCAACCUAGUUCCGAAGAAGCCAAAGAUUCUCCCAAAACUAUUACCACCGUUUACUACGUUGAUCCUGGUCUUCCCGGUGAGCCAAUGACUUUUAGAGAUGUGUUUCUUCACAGCGAGGCCCUUGAAGGAAUGGUACUAUCUAUGAUUCUGGAAGCACCAAACGAAGAAGAAGUCCAGCUGCUUCUGGAACUGUUUGGGCUCUGUUUGUCAGGAGAGAAGGAAGUUCACGAAGCAGUGAUUCAAAAUGUGCAGGAGUUAGCUAUUGUGUUUUCCAAAUACAAGGAUGAAGUUUUGGCAAAGCGUGAGGAACUUCUUCAAUAUGUCCAAAGUGCAAUUGGAGGGCUAAAAAUCAGCGCUGAUCUUGCAAGAAUAGAUAUCGAAUCCCAUGCUCUGAUGGAGAAACUUGAUAAGACGAAGGUCAAGGUUCUUGAGCAGGCUUCAAAUGAGGAUAGUUCAAAAACCGCUGGAACCAAUGCUGCAUCAACCGAGGCUCUCCGAGAAAUUCUUGAGCAAGUUCGCACUUUUUCGAAGCUAGAAGCACUCUUGCUGAAGAAAAAAUCACUGAGAAAUGGCGAUUCCCUUCAACUUCACAGUGAGAAGGUUGAUAAACUCAAAGUUCUGUCAGAAUCUUUACUCAGUUCUACCUCUAAAGCUGAAGACAGAAUCGUGGACCAUAGAAGUCAGAAAGAAGAAGCUCUUAGUUUCCGACUUUCCAAAACUACUGAAGUCAGCCAGCAGGAGAAGGAUGUAGAGGCAGAACUAAAAAAACUUGAGAUUUUGAAAGAUGAUCUUGAAACUGAGCUGCAAAGGGUCAACACCUCAAUAACAUCAGUCCGGGCUCGCCUUCGCAAUGCUAGAGAAGAAAGAGAGCAGUUUGAUAAUGCAAGCAAUGAAAUUCUUUUGCACCUGAAGUCAAAGGAAGACGAGCUAACUCGUUCGAUAUGUUCAUGCCGAGUAGAGGCGGAUGUUGUAAAUAAGUGGAUCAAAUUUUUGGAAGAUACCUGGAUUAUACAGUCUAAAUUUGAUCAACAAAAGGAAAUGCAAGUGAGUGGGGAGAUGGAGAGAUAUGGUGACCAUUUCAUCGACCUGAUUGUUCAACUCCUCUCUUUCUACAAGGAACAGUUGGAUCCUUCUAUACCCAAGAUCCGAAGCGUUAUUGAAAAUUUGGAACCAAAUAAAGGGUUAGACGCAGAAAAAAAGAUAGAUGAUAAGGAUGCAAAGCCAAUCGAUUCUAGAAAACAGCUUGAGAAGGAGUAUCUGGACCUAGAAGCCAAGUUUGUAACAACAUUAAGUGUGGUGGAUGCUAUGAAAAAGCCAUUCUAUUCACAGACGGAAGGUAUCUCCAGGAAAGACGAUAAAAGAGUGAAAGAACUAUUUGAGGCAUUGGACAAAACAAAAGAAGAGUUUGAGUCCAUCGAACGCCCGCUUCUAGAUAUUGAAUCUCCUGCAAGAACAUCUUCUUCUUCACGCUCACCCUCUCUGAAAACGACGCUCGACACUCCGCUUUCGGACACAGUCCCGAAAAAACUUGCUGAUGUUGAUACUCCAGACAGUAAAAAGGGGUCUUCAGAGAAAGAAGACUUGGCGAAGAAUCAGCUGGAGUUGGAACUGGACGAUGGAGAAGAGUUAUUGGCAGAUGAAAUCAAUGAUUGGGAAUUCGAUGCUCUUGAUGACACUCAUCUCAAAAACCAAUAGCUGAUCCAUAUUUUUUCAAAGAUGAUUGAGGAAGAUGGAGGGAGUACAUAGUAAUCUGACUUUUCAGAGUUUUAUAUAAAACAUAUAAACGAAUGAUUU
Molecule: messenger RNA, 2195 nt
Organism: Brassica oleracea var. oleracea
Lineage: Eukaryota; Viridiplantae; Streptophyta; Magnoliopsida; Brassicales; Brassicaceae
Product: polyamine-modulated factor 1-binding protein 1
Exons: 20
Coding region: 90-2096 (668 amino acids)
Source: RefSeq, a predicted model, not a curated record